Molecule: messenger RNA, 2044 nt
Organism: Rubroshorea leprosula
Lineage: Eukaryota; Viridiplantae; Streptophyta; Magnoliopsida; Malvales; Dipterocarpaceae
Source: the annotation of a GenBank genome assembly
AUUUUGGAGAUACUCUUGAUUUUUCAAUUUCUAAAUUUCGAAGUCUGAACAUUCAAUUUGUCGCUAUCACUUUGCAGAAGAAGGAAGCUAGCAUCGACUAACCCAGGCCCCACGUCGAUCGCUAGCUAGUUUAAAGAUUCAAUCUUCUUAUUGUAAAUGAACAUAGGAAUAAUCUACAAAUUUGGGAACAAUGGAUGGCAGGGGCAGAUCACUCGUCCUUCUCUGUCUUUCAUUUUUGCUGAUUCCUGCUUGUUCUACGACUGACACUUUAGAGCAAGGCAAACAGCUCAGAUAUGGGGAGCUGCUGGAGUCAUCAAACGGUCGCUUCAGGUUAGGAUUCUUCCGGUUUAACAAAGCUCCAGAUAAAUCUUUCUUAGGAAUUUGGUAUAAUGAUAACAGCUCCAAUUAUGAAGUUGACGGAGUUCAGGAACCAGUUUGGAUUGCAAACCGGAACAACCCAAUCUUCAACAGUUCUGGAAUUCUCUCAGUCAACCACAAUGGAUGCCUGCAGAUUUUAUCAGGUGAGAGAGAGUUCAUUGCCUUGUAUCAAACUAGAACUCCAAUUCAGGCGCAUGCCACCCUACGGAACGAUGGCAACUUUGUACUGCAGCAGCUGAAUUCAGAUGGAUCUGUGAAGGGGGAUUUAUGGCAAAGUUUUGAUCAUCCAACGGACACUCUCCUACCAGGGAUGAAACUAGGAUUUAACUUGAAAACUGGGUUGAGUUGGACUUUGACAUCAAAGAGAAGUGACGACUCACCUGCCUCUGGCUCUUUUACACUGGGAAUGGAUCCCAACGACACAAAACAACUGGUCAUAUUGCGGCGAGAUGAUGUAUACUGGAGAAGUGGACAAUGGCAACAUAGCAGCUCUAACUUUCCACACUUAACGUUCGAGCAGGAUUUUGGCUACCGCUUUAGUUUCACUCAAAAUGAGAAUGAAACGUACUUCAAUUUCACUACAAACCCAUCACCGUUCACUUUCCCAAAGAUAAAAGUAGGGUCAGAGGACGCGAUUGCUUUGGAGUUUAUUGGAGACCCGAGUACUCCAGGACUCCCGAUAGUGAUAGUUUCUUGUAAUUAUUAUGCUUAUAGUUCCUCCUUUACGAUGGAAUCCAAUUCUUCAGGAUGCAUAAAGCUAAAGCUUCCCAAGUGCAGGGAUACUACGCUUGAUUACGGUGAUUCCAUCAUCUCGGAGUACGGUUCAAUGUCCAGCCCUGGAUACAGAUUCAGCGAUAGUGAAAACCUGACUAUUGAAGAUUGUAAGGUCAAAUGCUUGCAAAACUGUUCGUGUUUUGCCUUUGCUGCCGCAAAUGUGGAUGGAAGUGGCUGUGAAAUUUGGGUAUCGAGGGCAUUUUUCAAAAUAACAAAGUCUGAACGUGUGAUAUUCAUCCUUCCUUCCAAAGGGAAUAAAUGGUGGCUAUGGCUAACCAUUGUAGUUGGAGGAAUGAUGAUCGUACCCACUGUGUUCUCUAUCUGCUACAUCAUAUGGAAAAAAUGCACAUCAAAUGGGGAUGAAAACAUUAGUCAAAGGACACUAAUAAGAGAAUUGGAAGGCAAUGAUGCGCCUUCUAUCUCAUUUGGAAAGCCGAAAGGUCAUAAGAAAGAUAGAAAUGAGCUCCAUGUCUUCAGCUUUGAAAGCAUUGUCUCUUCUACAAACUAUUUUUCAAGUGCAAAUAAGCUUGGAGAAGGCGGUUUUGGACCAGUUUACAAGGGUAUACUAUUGGAUGGACGAGAAGUGGCAAUUAAAAGGCUUUCGGGAAGUUCAGGCCAAGGAAUGGCCGAGUUCAAGAAUGAAGCACUGCUAAUUGCAAAGCUCCAGCACAUGAAUCUUGUGAGGCUUCUAGGAUUUUGCAUUCAAGGAGAAGAAAAGAUAUUAAUAUAUGAGUAUAUGCCAAACAAAAGCUUGGACUCCUUUCUAUUCGGUAAACUUUCUCUCACUUGACAAUUUUUUGGCGUUUCAUCUGUCACUGGCUGACGAACUUCAUGCUCAUUAAGCUAAAAUUUGACAAUCAGAUUCUGCAAAGAAGAAAGUGUUGAAUUGGAA